CCAGCUCCUCAUGCCACUCAUCCUGGCCUCUACAUUCCUCCUCUUGCUGCAUUCUCUUCUCAGCGCACAGUGAUCAGAAGCGAUCCGUACGACUCGAUCGUGAGAAAGAGCUCCGCUGGAUCGGGCGUUUCCCGGCCUGAUCGAGAUGGCUGCCGGAGCAGAGAGCGUCCGGCCGUCCGCCGGCGACGUGGAGGUGUUGCCCGCGCUCCUCGCCAUGGAGAAGGAUAUGACGGUGGACCCGGUGAUCUGGGGCGACGAGGAGCGGAUGAAGAGGGAGCUCAUGGCCUGGGCCAAGGCCGUCGCGUCCAUGGCGCUCAACGCCUCGCCCGCGCCGCCGACUCCCACCAGACACGGGGCCAAGUGCACGACUUGAUUAGACACCCAGUGUGCUGCAUAGAUAUAGCUUCUGGAUCGACGUCCUGCCUUGUGCGUGUUAAUUUAUUUCGCUGGAGGCUGGAGCGCGCAUGACACACCAUACGGAAUCAUGGCAGAUAUAUGUGUGCCAUCUUUUCUUGGCUAGCUUAUGAUGUACGAUAAAGCCUAGUACACUUAUUGCUUUCGGGAAGUUGAUGCAUUAAAUUUCCCACGGUUAGGGUGGCUCAUCACAAACAUGAGUAUAUAAGUGCUCUUAACCUGGUAUGAAUCUAUGUGGUGGGCGCUGGUGGCAGCCAAAUUAGCCGUCGAUAUCCAAUUAUCCAAAUAUUGUGGUCUGGCUAGAUUGGUGAGUAGUACUCCUUAUAUAUCGAUUGUAAUCUAUACCUAAUAAUAAAGGGAGAAGCGUUUCCUUGGUUU
Lolium perenne is the source of this 792-nucleotide messenger RNA. The record is from RefSeq and is a predicted model, not a curated record. Lineage: Eukaryota; Viridiplantae; Streptophyta; Magnoliopsida; Poales; Poaceae.